Oncorhynchus kisutch (coho salmon) is the source of this 2998-nucleotide messenger RNA. RefSeq names its product zinc finger protein 135-like. The transcript has 3 exons. Gene Ontology annotation, cellular component: nucleus. Bases 237 to 1367 code for a protein of 376 amino acids. Gene Ontology annotation, biological process: regulation of gene expression. Lineage: Eukaryota; Metazoa; Chordata; Actinopteri; Salmoniformes; Salmonidae. The record is from RefSeq and is a predicted model, not a curated record.
ACGACACCGGAAGCUGUUUCAACAACACGGAUACUGACUCAUUCAAGCACCUCUUUAGCCUUGUAGCCAACAUACAAACGAAAACAUUAAAGCUCUUUAGACAAUUUUUAUGUAUAUUAAUCUCCGUGUUUUUAACACAAUACUCUUUACGUAUCUACUAUUUAACUUAAAGUAAUUUGCUUGUUAAAUGUACAAAUGUGUUGAUUAUACCGAGUCUAGCACUAAGCUUAUCGUUAAUGCUAGCUAGCCCGACCAUGAACUCACUGAACGACUACCCUCCUGUUAAAGAAGAGGCGGUCUGCUGGACGGAGAAAGAAGCUCUGGGGCUGAACAUUGUCCUGAAAGAAGAGAAAGAACAUUUUAGAGUGAAGGAGGAAGAGGAGGCUGUAACAUUGAACAAAGAAGAGGAUGAUCUUUUGGGAGAUGAAGGAAAGGAAGAGGAGACUGAAGAUCUGAUUAACACCAGAGAGAGACCAGACUUUCACUCUGACAGCGGAAAGAGUCCUUCAGUGGGACCAGACCCAGUGACACCCAAACCAGGGAGACGACACAACUGCUCCCAAUGUGAAAUGAGAUUCUCCCUAUCAGGGGACCUAAAACGGCAUAAGAAAAAACACACAGGAGAAAAGCCUUUACAAUGUUCCCAGUGUGGAAAGAGUUUUACCUGUUUAGGGAAUCUAAAUCGGCAUGAGAAGAUACACUCAGGGGAAAAGCCGUUCCAAUGUUCCCAGUGUGAAAAGAGUUUUGCCUGGUUAAGGAGCCUGAAGAAGCAUGAGAAGAUACACGCAGGGGGAAAGCCUUUCCAAUACCAAGGGACCAGCCAACCUUUUGAUACAGGAUGCAGUGGAGAGAGACCAGACUCUCACUCUGACAGCGGGAAGAGUCCUUCAGGGGAACCAGACCCAGUGACACCCAAACCAGCGAGACGACACCACUGCUCCUACUGUGGAAAAAGUUUUACCCGAUUACUACACCUGAAAUCACAUGAGAGAAUACAUACAGGAGAAAAGCCCAACCACUGUUCCCAGUGUGAAAAGAGUUUUAGGUGGUUAACGACUCUGAAACUCCAUGAGAGAACACACACACACGAAAAGCUCUACCGCUGCUCCCUGUGUGGAAUGAGUUUUACCAAGUUAGGGGCCCUGAAUGUGCAUGACAGGACACACAUAGGAGGGGAUAAGCCCUACCGCUGCUCCCUGUGUGGACAGAGAUUUAACCGGUUAAGACAUCUGAAUAAGCAUGAAAGAAUACAUACACAGGAGGAGAAGACAUACCACUGCUCUCAGUGUGGAAAGACAUUUUCCCAGUCAGAGGACCUGAAAACACAUGAGAGAAUAGAGAGGCUGUGUUCUGACUUGUGUUUUUGACCUGACAAUUAAUUUUUAUUAUUUUUUCCUGCCAAAUGAAAUCAUUAUUGAAAUAGACCUACUUUUUUGUCUUAGUUUUCAUCUGGAGACUGACAUGACUCUCCUGUGAGGAUCCAAGGGUUUCUAACAUACUCUGUUACACGGAAUCAUGGCUCUCUCUCCAGAUAUACUGUUGCCAUGACUCCGGUGAGGAUCCGAGGAUCAGGUUACAGUGGAUCAGCAUUCAAUAGAGGGAGGUAGGGAUAUGGGGUUUUUAUGACACCUCACCAUCGAUUGGUAGGCAGCAGACUAUUACAGUGGAUCAGCGUCCAAUAGAGGGAGGGAGGGAUAUGGGGGUUUUAUGACACCUCACCAUCGAUUGGUAGGCAGCAGACUAUUACAGUGGAUCAGCGUCCAAUGGAGGGAUGGAGGGAUAUGGGGGUUUUAUGACACCUCACCAUCGAUUGUAAAUUAUAGGCAGCAGACUAUUACUUUUGGGGUCUAAUUUGGGCGACUGGAAUGUCUCUUUGUUACCGAGACGACCCAAAAACUUCAACAUCAAACAAUGGACACCGGGACAAUAUAUUCCAACAUCCGAAUGUUGGGAACGAUGAGAGAUGGAAUAUGGAAAAUGUAAUGUCUAUUUUGUGAUGUCAUUAAAAUAGUUAUAAAUAGGUUUUAAUGAAAGCAUUAACUUCAAGAGCUUUUACUCUGUGUAUAUCAGGUUUACAUUCUUUACGUUGUGUAGAAAAUAUCAAGGAUAAAGAGAAUGUUUUUGUGACGAUAGGAUUGUGAUUUUAGUACUCUAACGAGAUAGUAAUUCUGAUACCUUGCCUCGUAACUAGCCACGCCCCAGGGAGCCCGGAGAACGGGUCAGAAUGACGAAAAAUUCCUCCGUUUUACACGAGGGUAUAAAAACAUGGAGUUAAGAAUGAUCAUAUCAGACUAGGAUGACUACGAGCUGUAGCUGAGGUCUACGAUUAGUCAUGACCCCCCCCCCCCCAGCGCAAAACGCAACACACGAAGAAGACAAUGGAACCUCUUAACAAUCAAUGCUACGGUUAAUUAGCUGUUCUUAGUGUCCUCAGGACACCACUCUGGGAUCACCGACAUGGCUGAUUAGCCGUCCUCAGGACACCACUCUUCCAGAAUGAGUGCAAAGUAAUCAGACAACUAAGAAGAAGGACAUUGUGACAUUUUGUGGACAAAUCAGAGCCUUACACCUGAGAAUGACCGGAGAAGGCCAGCCGAAAUAAGAAGCAACCUCCUCAUCAAGUGGGAACCCGGCCCAUGAAGGGCCCAACAGAGAGCCCAACUGAACCCUCCUCAUCAAGCGGGAACCCGGCCCACGAAGGGCCCAACAGUGGUACCCGACAGACCUUCAGCGCGUAAAUACAUGAGUUAUUUCUUACCCAGAAUAGCGGCAGUUUGGGGCAAGGUAUUAAGGGCUAUACUGUGGGCGUAGUUCCCAAAUGUAUCCAAGUGUUGCGUCUCUUUCUUUCUCUAACUCUCCAUCUUGUAACAAGUGUCAUAUUGUGUUAGUCCGCUAGGGACUUGUUGUCGUCGUAUUAAGUAUCCAAUCAAUAACCUAUACCAUGUUUGUGUAUCCUAUGUUAUCAUUUAGUUUGUUAGUAAAUAAAUAAUCAAAUUAA